Messenger RNA from Caenorhabditis angaria, 758 nucleotides. Lineage: Eukaryota; Metazoa; Nematoda; Chromadorea; Rhabditida; Rhabditidae. The record is from the annotation of a GenBank genome assembly.
AUGCACAUAUGUAAGUCAAAAUCGUGUUUCAGAGAAGAACCACCAGCAUUACCAAAAAAGAUUCGAUCAUGUUGUUUGUAUAAAUAUCCAGAUUGGGUUCAAGGAAUGGUCGGAAGUGGAGGUGAAGGUGGACAUGGGGGAGGACAUGGGCAUUCACAUGGAGGAGGUGGAGGUGCAUCACAGGUGAGGAGUAAAGGUAUGCGAUUAAUACGGAAACCUUGUUUUUUGUUUUGAAAAUUGAUUGUGAGAAAAAGGAUAUAUUUUGUUAGAAAACGAACGUCAUAUGAGUUUUUUAAUCAAAAUUUAAAAAAAACUAGAUUUCUGAAGUUCUUUAAGCAACUAGGGGGAAGUGAUCUCAAAAUGCAAGUGUUCAGGUUCUCUGGAUUUCAAUUUAUAUUGUAUCAAUAUCAUUUUUGAAUUUGAAGAUUUCUAAAUGAUUCCAAUUAAUCAUAAUUUGAGUUUAUAUUAAAUAUUCCCAUCAUUGUUUCUCAUAGAAAUCCAGAUGUUUCAAAAAUUGAACACUUUUUUUUUCAGAAUAUGAAUAACAUCUUUUGACCUCACAUCAGCAAACAAAUGUUACAAGAUUUUAAAAAUUAUGUGUUUUUAUUUGGAAAUUACUUGAGUCAAAAUACCAACACAAGAAUAUUGUUUCAAACCUAUAUUACAGUAGUGAUUUUCAGGGAGCGUACCAUCCAUCUCAAGCAAAUUCCGGCCCGAGCACCACAACCACCAGUGGCCGUCCGCUGCUCCGCAGGUAA